AUGUACAACAUAAUCUUGAAUGGUGCGGCUAUCGCGACAGCCGAGCUGAACAGCUCCGCCUCCUCCACUCUCCCUGUCCCGGUGGACGCUGAAGCUUGGCCUUUAAAGAUGGAGGAUGGUUCCAGCGAUCAUUUGGAACUUCUCGAACAUUAG
This is a messenger RNA of Penicillium oxalicum, 153 nucleotides long. RefSeq lists its product as uncharacterized. The transcript has 3 exons. The record is from RefSeq and is a predicted model, not a curated record. Bases 1 to 153 code for a protein of 50 amino acids. Lineage: Eukaryota; Fungi; Ascomycota; Eurotiomycetes; Eurotiales; Aspergillaceae.